This is a messenger RNA of Salvia splendens (bonfire salvia), 1321 nucleotides long. Its product is annotated as protein DELAY OF GERMINATION 1. Gene Ontology annotation, molecular function: sequence-specific DNA binding. Lineage: Eukaryota; Viridiplantae; Streptophyta; Magnoliopsida; Lamiales; Lamiaceae. Gene Ontology annotation, biological process: DNA-templated transcription. The transcript has 5 exons. The coding region runs from base 38 to 1321 and encodes 427 amino acids. The record is from RefSeq and is a predicted model, not a curated record.
UAUAAAUUCCGAGCACCAUCCACCUCUCCCUUCACCCAUGGCCUCCACAAACCACCGCCCCUUCCGCUGCUCCUUCCACAGCUGGAUGGCGCAGCAGCAGCAGGACCUCGACGAGCUCGUGGCGGCCAACUCCCCCGCCACGGACAAGGAGGAUCUCGCGCGGCUGAGGGACAAGUGCGUCGCGCACUUCGGGGAGUACGCGGAGAGGCGGGCCGCCAUGGCGAGGCAGAACCCGCCGUGCUUCCUGUCGCCGCCGUGGUGCUCCGCCUUGCAGAACGCCUUCAUGUGGGUCGGGGGCUGCCGCCCCUCGCUCUUCAUCCGCCUCAUCUACCACGUCUGCAGCUCCCAGCUCGACAGCAGAUCUCGGGAGUACCAUGUUGUCCCUCAACAUCUCACGUGCCUCGUCUUGAGAUCCUUCACUCUGUUCAAUUUCAUCGCUCACAUCCACCCCGACAGCAGUGUUGAUGGCAACAUCGGUGAUGCUGUUGGGAACAUCGUGAAUGUCUUUGGGAACAUCCGCACUCAAUACCAUCGUGAAAGUGUUAUCAAUGUUCCCCUCAGUUAUAUUUUCAUCAUCAGUGUUCUCCUCAAACCAAGCGGUCAUACGGGCGAGCAGGGCGGCUUGGUCCAAUCUAUACACACGCGAGGUAUGAGCCGUGAGGCGGGGACUGCUCAUAGGUCGAAGAACUCUGUUGCAUGCGCCCCCAUGGCGGGUCCCAGCAAGUGGGCUGUCGGGUCUGGUAGGGUUGAUAUUGUGCGUGGAGGUGCCUAUCAUGUGGAUAGGAUUGUUGCAGAUCUAACGAUCCAAUCGGAUGGUGUGGUGGCUGAUAUAUGGGUUGCGAUGGGUGGUGGUGUGGUGGCUGAUAUAUGGGCUGCGAUGGGUGGUGGGCGAAUUGCGGCUCACGGUAGUCGAAUUGGUGAUGGUAAUAGGCAGCAUAGGAUGGGUAACCUCGCCGAUCUCACGGCGCGCCAGCUCGUGUUGAUCAAUGCUCUCCAUUGCAAGACUGUCAAGGAGGAGGACAAGUUCUCCACAAGGAUUACUUCUUUGCAGGAGGAAAUAGCGGAUGAGCCGCUGGCAACGAUGGCUAAGCAGAGCGUGGGGGAGGUGGAGCGCGCCAUGGCCAUGGUCGCACACGAGGCGGCCAUGGCGGAGGUUCUGUUGGCGGCGGAUCGGCUGAGGAUGGAGACGCUCAAGGAGGUGAUGGGCAUCCUCACCCCGUUGCAAGCCGUGGAUCUUCUAAUCGCGGGGAAGAAGCUCCACAUCUCGAUGCAUUGCUGGGGUUGCAAAAGGGAGGAACAAACAUCAACAACCACAAAUUGA